CGCCCCUUUCGCACGGGCUGGGCCGACCCUGGCGUCUGGCGCCCAUCUCGUUCCGCUUCCCCUCCCGCCUCUCAAGCUCAAAACCGAGAAUCGAAACUGUUCUGUGAUCCAUGCAGCAGGAGCCUGCGCCCGUCGGGUCCCCGGGUCCCCAGCAAGACCCCGCACUGCCCCACACGCCCACCAUGCCUCCCCCGGAGUCCGUCUCCGAAGGCCAUCAGCCCAGCCCCAGCCACAGCCCUGCGGAGCAAGCCAUGGAGGAGGAGUUCCAGUUCCUGCGCUGCCAGGGCUGCCAGGUCGAAGCCAAGUGCCCCAAGCUGCUGCCUUGUCUGCACACGCUGUGCUCAGGAUGCCUGGAGGCGCCGGGCAUGCGGUGCCCGAUCUGCCAGGCGCCCGGGCCCCUAGGCACUGACUCGCUGGCCCUGGAUAACGUCUUCUUCGAGAGUCUACAGCGGCGCCUGUCCGUGUACAGGCAGAUCGUGGACGCGCAGGCCAUUUGCACCCGCUGCAAAGAACCUGCGGACUUCUGGUGUUUCGAGUGCGAGCAGCUCCUCUGUGCCAAGUGCUUCGAGGCGCACCAGUGGUUCCUCAAGCAUGAGGCCCGGCCCCUGGCGGAGCUCCGCAGCCAGUCGGUGCGGGAGUUCCUAGACGGCACGCGCAAGUCCAACAACAUCUUCUGCUCCAAUCCCAACCACCGCACCCCUAUGCUGACGAGCAUCUACUGCCGAGGCUGCUCCAAACCACUGUGCUGCUCGUGCGCGCUUCUGGAUAGCGGCCACAGCGAGCUCAAGUGCGACAUCAGCACGGAGAUCCAGCAGCGGCAGGAGGAGCUGGACGCCAUGGCGCAGGCACUGCAGGAGCAGGACAGCGCCUUCGGGGCGGCGCAGGCGCACAUGCGCUCAGCCGUCAGCCAGCUGGGCCGCAUGCGCGCAGACACCGAGGAGCUGAUCCACGAGCGCGUGCGCCAGCUGGUGGCGCACGUGCUGGCCCAGGAGCAAGUGCUGCUGGAGGGGGUGAACGCGCAGUACCAGCGCAGCUAUGAAGAGAUCGCCGGCCAGCUGGGCCACCUGGAAGCUGUGCUGCAGCGGAUCCGCCUGGGAGGUUCGCUGGUGCAGAGGAUGAAGCGCUACGCCUCUGACCAGGAGGUGCUGGACCUGCACGGCUUCUUGCGUGAGGCGCUCAGCCGCCUGCGCCGGGAGGAGCCCCAGAACCUGCAAACCACCGUGCGCACCGACAGCUUCGACGACUUCAAAGCGCGCCUGCAGGAACUGGUCUCCUGCAUCACUCAGGGGGCAGAUGCAGCUGUACCCAGGCGAGCCAACCCAGAGGCUGCCAGCACUCCUAGGGAUUGUUUUGACAUUGACCCGCCAGAGGAGACGCAGAGGGCUCAGGCUCAGGCCCCGGGGCUGGCUGAGACCCAAACUAUGAGCUUGGUCCAGCCAGUGCCCGGGGUACACCCAGUGCCGGUUCACGCCUACUCCAUCAAAGACUCCUCCUGCAGAGAGGAGGUCUGCAACACAGUCCUGCCCCAGAAGAGGAAGUCCUGCCAGACUGAGUGCCCCAGGAAGGCCAUCAAGAUGGAGUCUGAGGAGGAGAGGGAGACACGGUUGGCCCGGAGCUCCCCCGAACAGCCCAGGCCCAGCACCUCCAAGGCAGUCUCGCCACCCCACCUGGAUGGGCCCUCCAGCCCUGAAAGCCCCAUCUUUGGAGGCGAGGUCUUUCUGCCCAACAGCAACCACACAGCCGGCAACCCCGGGGAGGCAGAGGAACGCGUCGUGGUGAUCAGCAGCUCGGAAGACUCAGAUGCUGAAAACUCGUCCUCCCGAGAGCUGGAUGACAGCAGCAGCGAGUCCAGUGACCUCCAGCUGGAGGGCCCCAGCUCCCUCAGGGUCCUGGACGAGAGCCUCGCCGACCCCCAAGCAGAAGACAGGCCCCUGGUUUUCUUUGACCUCAAGAUUGACAGUGAAACCCAGAAGAUUAGCCAGCUGGCGGCCGUGAACCGGGAGAGUGAGUUCCGCGUGCUCAUCCAGCCAGAGACCUUCUUCAGCACGUACUCCAAGGCCGUCUCCCUGGAGGUGGGGCUGCAACACUUCCUUGGUUUUCUGGGCUCCAUGGGCUGCCCCAUCCUGGCCUGCUAUAAGCUGUGGGGACCCGGCCUCCCCAACUUCUUCCGGGCCCUGGAAGACAUGAACAAGCUGUGGGAGUUUCAGAAGGCCAUCUCGGGCUUCGUGGCCACGCUGCCCCUCAUCCGGGAGCGGGUGCCCGGGGCCAGCAGCUUCAAGCUCAAGAGCCUGGCCAAGACCUACCUGGCGAGAAACAUGAGCGAACGCAGCGCCCUGGCCGCCGUGCUGGCCAUGCGAGACCUGUGCCGGCUCCUCGAGGUCUCCCCGGGCCCCCCGCUAGCUCAGCACGUCUACUCCUUCAGCAGCCUGCAGUGCUUCGCGUCCCUGCAGCCGCUCGUGCGGGCGGCCGCCCUGCCCCGCGCCCAGGCCCGCCUGCUGGCCCUCCACAACGUGACCUACACCGAGCUGCUGGCCGCACACCGCCGCGACCCCCAGCAGGGCCUGCGGAAGUAUGGCCGCUACCUGGGCCUGCCCCCCGCCUCGUCGCCCCCCGCCCAGCGCGCCGGCAGCCUGCAGGCUCUGAGCACCUACUUCAGAGGCCUGUCGGAGGAGCCCGUCUCCGCCCAGGCGGAAGGCAUCGCCGCCCCUGUCGCCGGCCACAGCUUGGCAGAGAGGGUGUGCCAGCAGAGCUGAGAGGAAGCCCGGACUGGCUUGGAAUCUCUGGGGAUGGGGAGGGGGUCCCUGAGCCAGCGCCCCCCUCAACCCACUGCCCAUCACUGCAUUCCCAGGUCCUGGCCCCCAGCACCCCGCUGUCAUUUGGUCCGGAAUCUGUUCUCUGGGACCAAACUCCCCUUCUCUAAAAACCCCACAGAGAAGGUUCCAAGUCCAAGCAAGUCCAAGUCCUAACUCCCCAGGGGCCACCAGAUCCCCUUUCAGGCCUUGGGAGCACCCAUGGGUUGGUUCCCUCGAGCCCUGGCCCCCUCUCCUCCAGGAGCCAAAACCAGGGGGUAAAGAAGGCCUGGCCUCUGGGCUGAGUGGCCCCCAGCCACCCAACCUGCCACUUCCGUGAGUGUCCCUGCAGCCUCUCCCUGACCCCCAGCCACUGCCCUAGGGGACCUGCUGACGCCCCCCAGAGACCCUGCCCGCAACACCCCACGGGUACCCAAAGUGCCUUUCAAACCAAGCCGCUGUCAUGAGUUUGGGUUCUCCCACCGUCUGCCUGUCUGAAGGCCAGCUCUCUGUUCACUGCUCUGGGGACAAAAAUGCAUUUUCAUCCCCAAAGAGCCUCAUAUCGGCAGAGACAGAAGCUGCUGCUUCAUGCCUGUCCCUCCUUCCAAAGUCUGACCCUUCCGAGCUUGCUCCUUUCCUUCUGGCCGCACGGACACCUCCCCUUAGUCAGGCUUCGCUCUUCGGCCCUCAGGCCACCAGCCCCUCUCAGCAUGGCUUUUGCUCUCUCUGCGCUGCUCACCUCAGCCCCACUGAGGAAUGUCCUCUAACCUAGCGCCACGUGCCACAUACACCAGGGGCCCGCAGCGUUGGCAUCCCCUGGGAGCCUCUACCCCAGACCUCUGGAAUCAGCAUCUCUGAGGUGGGCCCAGCAGGCUGGUUUAGCACGUCCUUCAGAUGAAUCUGACACCCUCUAAGACUCAGAACCAGUACUCUGAUAGACUGCUCCCCAAAAGCGCAGCAGGGUGGAGUAGCAGAGCAAGUCCUGGGCCCGACUGGGCACAUGGAGGGUGACCUAGGAAAAGACCCUUUCCUGAGCUCUGGCAUCUCCACCCACUAAAUGGGCUCCCGUCCAGCUCUGCCACUCUGGGAUUUUAGACAUGGACCAAAGCCAUCGAGGCAGUGGGCAGGACGGUUUUCAACUUAAACCCUAGCUCUCAGCCCCAAGCUAAGGCCCCCAGCCUUGUGGUCACACCAGAGGUCAGCGGCAGAACAGAGGCAGGUCAGGGCCUUCCCUCUGGCCAGCAGAACCACUGUCCCUGUCCUGCUCCUCUCCCUUCCUUCUUCCUUGCCUCCUGCCACCGGGACACAGCCCAGGCCUCCAGCCUCCAUUGCCCGAGCUUUCACAGGGGUGAGGUCUGCGUGCCCACACCUCAGCCCCCAGCCAGCAGGUGUCCUGCAGGUGCACUGAGGGAUUGCAUGGGAACUGGCUACCACAGUGGGAGUGCUGGGCGACCAGUGAACUCUGAUGCAUUGAAAAUAGGAUUCAAGUUCAAAGCAAGUGUUGACUUAGAAGCUGCCGUGGGAACAGGCUGAUGGGGCCGCAGCCUAGCUGUGAUAACCAUCUCGGCAAGUGCAAAGCAGCACCUGGCCCACCGCUCAUAUCCUCUUCCCUCAGCCUCGCCCCGACCUGCGUGGCACCCACUGGCUUCCAGCCCCACCAUGCUUGCUACCUGCAGAGUGCUUGACCACAGGUUUUAUAACAAAGGGCUGCUCUGCCCUCUCUCCAUUUAUGCAGCCUCUAAUAAAGAUGUGGAUGUUCGAAGUCUGAUGCACCAAUCCAGCGCUGCUCAGCCCACCCCAGCAGCCACCAAGCAGCCUCUUGCCUGGGGAAGAGGAUACGUUCCCGGACAUGGAAGAGCUGCCCUUCGUCACAUCCUUUCGGGACUCAGCAGAGCUGAGAGCCCCUUGUUCAGUGCUGGGGACCUCACAGAUGUGAGCUUCCCCAUUCCAAAGAGGGAGACCCAAGGUGGGCCUGUCGGGGAUCAUCUCCCCAAAGGAGAGGCACAUGGAGGGAAAGAAGCACCAGUUUCACAAAUUACCCCCUAGAGGGCAUCUGGAGCCAGAGACGGGUGUCUGUCAUCUCUGCUCCCUGCUGGGUAAUCUUGCACCCCUGUGUGUGUCCCCAGAGUCACAGAGGGUAAAACCCCCAACAAUGGGGAGGGGAGCCCAGGACAUUAGCGAUGUGUAAUUAACAUGCCGCUGUCCAGGGUGUCCCCAGCGGAAUCCACGUUAGUACGUGCAGGGAUUCCCACGGCACAGGCAGUGUCGGGGGACUGGCCCUCCCCAAGCCUGGGUGAGCAGCCUGGUGAUGUCACUGGAUCAGUGCCACCACCCUUAACCCCACCUACCUGCCCCAGAUGCCCAAAUUCCAGUCCUGGAGUUUUAGUCUCUAAGAGCAAGUUCAAAUAGAUCCCCUGUGCCUCAUGUUUGAAUUCUAUCUCAGAUUCACCCAUGUCAGCUAACCAUGAACUUGCUGGGCUUGAAGUCAGGACACUUAGUUUCAAUCCUCACACCACAGCCUCUGACUGGUCUGGUGUGUCAAGCUCACUGAGGCAUGGGCUCUGGCUCUGUCAAAUGGGAUCAUAUCAAUCAUUUUUCCCUCACAGGCUCCUGCAUGAACCAAUGAGAGAAUGUGGAAAUAGGUUUUUAAUAUAUGAAGAACCACACAAACAUAAGAUCUUAUUUUACAGACAACCAAGAUGACAGUUUUAUUGCUUCAUAAGUUACAAGAAAUUAAUAGAUCUUAGCUCUUAGCAAAAAAUAUACAUGGGCUUGGCUUCAGGGAAUAAAAACAAGAGCAGAGCAGACAAUUGUGGGGGUCCAAGGGAGUCAGGGAGAAGAGCAGGGGAGUCGACCUUGGAGUGGCUGAGAAGUGGGUGGCUCUGUGUCCCCAGCACACCCAAAUGGGGGAUUUCAGCCUCACGCACCUGAAGCAGAGAACAGCCUUCCAGUGACACAGCUCAGCCAGGGCCAGCCCUACCGGCUCUGGUGCCUCCUUCUGAGGCCCAAGGGCUCACACCCCCAGGAACCCGGCCCCCUCCCCCACCCCUCCUCCUCCAGUCCCCACCUGCCCCACUUCAUCCUUAUUCCUACCCAGACUCGCUCUGACGCCUAGUGCCUACCCUGGCAAUUCUCCCUCUCUCAGAGUUUACCCAGCACCCUACAGCUCCCAGCAGGCCCAGCCCUUCUUCCUGGAUCCUCUGACCUCAGGCUUGCGUCCACCCCACAGCCCACGUGUCCCCAGCCCCUGUGCCUACCCGCCCCAGAGGGAAGGGAGCCGAGCUGGAGCUGCUCUCAGAAUCAGCCAGCAGGGGGCGCUGCAGCCCCGCCUGGCCCUGCGAUAAGGCGCAGCUCCAGUAGGUGGGGAGUGGAGGGGCGUGGGGCUUAGGCUCCGGAAGCGCUCAGAAGCGCUCAGUCUUUCCGUAAGCGCCCGGCACGCUGCGGGUGGUAUAGGAAGUAGCUUCAGGUAGAUGGUGCGUGGAGAAGCAGUUCAAGAACGUUAGCCGUGUUGUGUUCAUUUUAACAUUAGAAAAAAAUAUAACCAGCAUAUCAAAACGGUGAUUUCUGGAAUAUAGUUGCUCAGAAUGAUGCUAAAGUGGAAUUAUUUAAAGGUCUAAUUUAAGGACAAGUAUUAGGUAACCACAAGCUCAGGAGACACACAGGUAUAGCAAACCUUGUGACUUAAUUUGGGGAAAUCCUGGGUUACCUACCCAUGGAAUUAGGAUGAGGGUUAGAGCUAAAGUCAGGGCCCAGGUUAGAACUGGGCAGGAUGGGGUGGGGUUAGAAGUUGGGGUAAAGCUUCAGGUUAGGAUUUGGGGUAUAUAAAAUUUAGGGGCACAUUUGGUGAUGAAGGUUAGCAAUGGAGUUAAGAAUCAAAAGGAACAGAAUUAGAGUCACUCUUGAGGCUACAGAUAGAUCACUUUAGCAGCUGAAGAGUCCAUGAAACUGUGGAGGGGCAGGAGCUUCUGAGAACCCCCUCAUACGGCCCCCUGAGUGUGGUCUGCCUCCCUCCCCAGCAUCCUCUUCUAAAAGCACCCCUCCGGGGUGCCUUGGUGGCUCAGUCAGUUAAGCAUCUGCCUUCAGCUCAGGUCAUGAUCCCAGAGUCUCAGGAUCGAUCCCCAAGUCUGAGCCCCAAGUCCGAGCCCCACAUUGGUCUCCCUGCUCAGCAGGGGAGUCGGCUUCUCCCUCUCUCUCUCUCUCUGCCCCUCCCCCUGUUCGUGUUCUGUCUCUCAAAUAAAUAAAUAAAUAAAAUCUUUUUAAAAAUUAAAAUAAAAUAAAAGCA
This is a messenger RNA of Mirounga angustirostris (Northern elephant seal), 7071 nucleotides long. It is a transcript of the gene PML, whose product is annotated as PML nuclear body scaffold. Bases 111 to 2753 code for a protein of 880 amino acids. The record is from RefSeq and is a predicted model, not a curated record. Gene Ontology annotation, biological process: protein monoubiquitination. Gene Ontology annotation, cellular component: PML body. Lineage: Eukaryota; Metazoa; Chordata; Mammalia; Carnivora; Phocidae. The transcript has 9 exons. Gene Ontology annotation, molecular function: zinc ion binding; ubiquitin protein ligase activity.